AUGGUGCUUCGAAAGUCCAACGACCCCGACGACGUCGUGCCAGCGCCACUCUCCAAAGCGAUACCCCCAUACCCUACAACACCUUCCGACGAGCAUCCGCCUGCGUUUCCUGUAUCUCCAGACCAUGCCGCCGACCCACCCGGUACGAGCAAGUCGCCAGCCUUCAACAUCAAGACGCCAGAAGAGACCCGUCUGCCUGACGACAGACACAACAGCGAUUCCGACUUUAGCGAAGACGAGUGGAACCAGUCCGACGACGACUUUGAAGAUGUCAACCACAACGACGUGCCUGCCGCGUUGAAGCCGGCUGCAGGCAAGAGGCCUCCUGUGCCCUCGACCGCACACAUCAGCGGCGACCUUCCAGAUGCCUUGAAGCCAGGGCCACCAGCCGGAAUCCCAAUCAAGCGCUCGCAGGAGAACAUUUCACCCAUGCCCACCGGUGCCAGUGCGGCCUCAUACAAUGGUAGCACCGUGUCCGAGCAGUCAAACGGAUCCAUUCCGCUGAAGACUAACAACCCAUAUCUGAAGAUGCAGACAACUGGGCAAAGCGGAUGGGGCGAUGAGAGCAGCGACGCCAUCUGGGGUGAUGCGCCGAGCCAGGCACACAAGUACGAGGCGCCUGUAGAGCUGCCGGCGUUCCAAACGCCAAGUACACCUUCCCAUGAGAUGAAGAAUCUAGGACUAGAUGAUCAUCCUCCGCCUGUUCAGUCGAAGCCUGUAGAAGAGCCACCCGUGAUUGCGGUGAACUCGCCCACGCCUCGCUCGGAACACCCGGAGGCGUCUUUCGAUACAAAUCCAUGGGAGCCCGUCUCGCACGAUAGUCGUGCUGAGACUGUAGCAUGGACGGCGCCGCCGCCGCCAGCAGGUUUCUCGGAUACAAGCUCGCACACUGCGCCAGCACCUAUUGUCCCUGAGAAUACGCACGUCAUAGAUUCAACACCUCCUCCACCACACUACACUCCGGACGAGACACGAACCACCCUGGAAGAACCUCCGCCAGCUCUGCCACCACGUAGAUCGCAUGAAGAUAUGACGCCUGCUAUGCCGCCCAGGCCCAUUGAUACAGGUGCGAGCUCUACAGCUGCGCCCGGCCCAGAGUCGCCAAACACUCGGAUGGAAAGGCAGCGGAAAGAACACUACCAGAUCAAGCACAUCCGUUGGCUCGACCAUAGUAUUGAGGACAUGCGUGUUUCGCCCAUUCUGACGCAGAACCUCAACGGUCCAUGUCCUUUGCUCGCUCUCGUCAAUGCACUGGUCCUUUCUACCCCCGCCAGACUCGACACCGCUCUCGUCGAAACACUCCGCACACGCGAAACGGUCAGCCUAGGAUUACUUCUCGAUGCCGUCUUUGACGAGCUCAUGUCUGGCAGACGAGGCGACGCUGCGCAAGCCUUGCCCGACGUGAGCGAGUUAUACAAGUUCCUCCUCGCUCUCCACACCGGUCUCAACGUCAACCCCAUGUUCGUCCCGGACUCGAACAUCCCGAGUGACAACCACGCUACGCUCACGAAUCGAGCUGGCGCAUUCGAAAACACACAGGACAUGAAGCUAUACCGCACCUUCAACAUACCUUUGAUGCAUGGGUGGCUACCAGAAGCUGGAAGUGACGCUUACGCUGCAUUCAACCGCGUUGCACCUAGUUAUGAGACUAGCCAGUUUGUGCAGUUCCAGGAGGAGGAGUUGAAUGCGAAGUUGAGUGCUGGUGAGAGUCUGAAUGAGGAUGAGCAGCAAAUGUUCACGGAUAUUCAUGCUAUCAAGGAGUUUUUGAUGAGGUGGCCAACGCAGCUGACGGACCAUGGUUUAAGAGUCAUCCGUGACAAUCUUCAGCCAGGCCAAGUCGCUAUUUUGUUCCGGAAUGACCAUUUCUCCACACUGUGUAAGAAUCCGCGAAACGGCGAGCUGGUUACCCUGGUUACGGAUCAGGGGUACUCGACACAUGAUGAGAUUGUGUGGGAGAGUCUGACGGAUGUGAACGGUCAGGGCAGUCAGCUCUUCUCUGGAGACUUCCGAAGCGUGGAUAACAGUACGGGCAACACCGGAGCAGUAGUGCAGGAACAGCAGCCGCACGACUAUGACAAUGGACAAGGCUGGACCACCGUACAAGGACGUCGCGGCAACAACCAACAAUCCGGCGUCCCACAAGACCCCGAUGCCACAUCUCCGGAAGCUCUCAGCAGAGCGGAGCAAGAAGAUCACGAUCUCGCCCUCGCACUCCAACUGCAGGAAGAAGAAGAAGAUCGCCAACGACGAGAAACGGAGCAGAGGAACCGCGACAACGCACCUCCACAGCCACCUCGUAAUCAAGGAAAUCCAGUCAUACCUCCACGCCGAAACAACAACAUUACAGGACACAGACCUGCAGGCGAACCCGCUCCUCCGCCCUUGUACGAAGAAGCUGUUCAAACUCCCCAGUACAAUCCGCCAGCAGGACAUCCAGCUAAUCCUGCUGCACCGGUACCGGGACAGGGGGGUAGUGCGUACCAGGCGACUAGUGGGGGGUUGCCUCCACCGCCGGGUAGUGGUGGCCGUCAUCAUUCGGGUUACAUGCCUGCUGGAGGACGCAUGGGUGGGAGAGGAGGCAGUAGGAGACAUUCGCAGGGACAGCAGGGUCAGGGGCAGCAGCAGGGUGAGGAUAGGGAUAAGUGCGUUGUUAUGUAG
Molecule: messenger RNA, 2658 nt
Organism: Alternaria burnsii
Lineage: Eukaryota; Fungi; Ascomycota; Dothideomycetes; Pleosporales; Pleosporaceae
Exons: 1
Coding region: 1-2658 (885 amino acids)
Biological process (GO): protein K48-linked deubiquitination
Cellular component (GO): cell periphery; cytosol
Molecular function (GO): cysteine-type deubiquitinase activity; cysteine-type carboxypeptidase activity; K48-linked deubiquitinase activity
Source: RefSeq, a predicted model, not a curated record